AUGCGAUAUAAUACUAUGAUUCCCCCUUUGGAGAAUACGGACAGCACCUUCAAGCCAGUCUUGAUUUAUUCUCCCGUCGCUCGUCACUCCGCGCUUUGCAGUGUAGCCACGAAGCAUGAUAAGUAUUAUCGAGAUGCUAUUACAUACAGUAUGCGUAAGAGCAUGAAUGAGUUUAAAUCCAGAAUACUGGUUGCUGCAACCAUUCAUCCACCGUUCUGCAAGGCUCAAAUCAUCUGUCGCGAUUUGCAAUCGAUGAAAAUAACCUGUGUUGUUGACCUUUCGGCUUCCUGUAGCGAAGCUCGCUUAGCGCCAAAAGGGGAAGGAUGA
Messenger RNA from Cadophora gregata, 327 nucleotides. RefSeq lists its product as uncharacterized. The coding region runs from base 1 to 327 and encodes 108 amino acids. The record is from RefSeq and is a predicted model, not a curated record. NCBI's taxonomy places the organism in Eukaryota, Fungi, Ascomycota, Leotiomycetes, Helotiales, Ploettnerulaceae. The transcript has a single exon.